CGGCUCCCUCAGCAUGCCCUGGCCGCCAGGAAGCUGCCUCGGGGACCUCCCCACAGGGCGUGGGUUGGCAUUGCCGGAGUGGGGCGGCUCGUGGUCCCGCAUCCCUGGAUGCGCAGUGGGGCUGGCACCGGGCUCGCCUGGGACGGGGCGGCCCUUGACACUGUGUCCUGGGGCUGCCUGGGAUGGUGGGUGCGUGGGGCAAAUGGCCCCAGCUGAGGGACACGGGGGUGGGGGGGCAGCCCUGCGGUUCUGCGGCAGUUGGGCUGGUGCUCGGGUUGGUUGGUGCUCGUGUCAGUUGUGCUGGUGCCAGGGUCAGUUGGGCUGGUGUCGGUUGGGCGGGUGCUGGUGUCGGUUGGGCUGGUGUCAGCUGGGGUUCGUGUCAGUUGUGCUGGUGCCAGGGUCAGUUGGGCUGGCGUCGGUUGGGCGGGUGCUGGUGUCGGUUGGGGUUGGUGUCAGCUGGGGCUGGUGCCGGUGCCGGUUGGGUGACAGCUGGUGGCUGGAGGCUGAGGGCAGCUGAGCCCGGGGCCAGCACCAUGGCGGUGGCGCCGGACGAGCGGCACGGCCUCCUGGAGAGCUUCGCCACGCUGGUGCUGCGGCUCCGGCCCGACAAGUGGAACAAGUUCAUGGACAGCAGCGAGGCCGCGGCCGAGCUGGAUGAGUUCUUCAAGCAGCAGGACGUACGGGAGCUGGUGCUGGGGCUGAACCCCGCCGGGCACCUCCAGGCCACGGCCGCCUUCCCGCCCGCCAUCAAGGGCAAGGGCAUCUACUUCGUGAAGAAGAAGGAGGAGAGCAUCACCCGGGAGAACUGCCGCAGCGCGCUGCUGGUGGGGGACGUGGGCGCCUCGCCGGUGGAGCAGCUCAUCACCGUGAUGGACGAGGUCGUGUACCCCCUGCUCCUGAGCGAGCGCAGCCUGGCCCGCUGGCCCCGCGUGGUGGCCGAGGAGGUGAUGCACCAGGCCCACCACCUCCGCAGCGAGCUGCUCGUGAUGGGCGGGAAGAUCCAGGGGAAGCCGCUGCUCCCGCUGCCAGAGAACCUGGAUGGCCCGGACAACUCCAGCGCCAUCCUGGACAGGUGGGUGCUGGUGGCACUGGUGGUGCCAGCAGAGCCGGGCUGGGGCCCAGGGCAGCACGUCCCUUGGGGAGAGGUGGGAGCCAGGACACCAGCUCGAUCCCUGGGUGUCCCUGGGCGCAGCUCCCGGGCAGCAGAGCACCCUGGAGCUGCUCGUGCCGGGCUGGGGAGGCGGCUGCGGGCGGGUGCACAGGCUCCCCCAGGGCAGUGCUGGAAUGUAACCGGGCUGCCUUCCAGCCUGGCAGGGCCUGUGGACGUUUCGGUGCUCCACGCCAUCGAGACCACCGUCAUCGAGUGGUCCCACCAGAUCAGAGACGUCCUGAGCAAGAGCUCAGCGCAGCCGCUGCUGGAGGGGCUGCACCCCCUGCCCAGGACCGAGUUCGAGUUCUGGAGCACCAGGACAGUCCACCUGCAGUGCAUCAAUGACCAGCUGCUCUCGCCCCGGGUGACAGCGCUGGCCGAGAUCCUGGAGAAGGCGGACAGCUGCUACUGGCGGGUGCUGCAGAGCAUGUUCAGGGACGUCCGCGCCGGCCUGGAGGAAGCCAAGGACAUCGACCUUUACCUGCAGCCACUUCGGAUCCUGCUGGAAGAGAUGGAGCAAGCAGAUUACUCUGAGCUGCAGCCCUACCUGGACAGGGUGAUGUGCACCCUCUGCCUGGUCCGCGUCCACUGCCAGCACUACAGCGCGCCCGCCCGCCUCGUCGUCAUCCUGCGCGAGAUCUGCAACCUCCUCAUCGAGAUGACCCGCAGCGUCCUGACACCCGAGGACGUGCUGAAGGGGCUGCAAGGAGAGAUGGACGAGGUCUUGGGGGGAAUCCGACUGAGCAUCGCCACCAUCGAGCAGCUCUUCCAGUCCUACCGCACCUACUGCUGCGACCUGGCGCCCACCCUGUGCCCGGAGGAGCCGCAGCUCUGGGACUUCCUCCCGUCCCUCAUCUUCGGGAGGAUCGAAGCCUUCCUGCACAGGCUCAGGACCAUCGAGGAGCUGUACGAAACGGCCAUCGAGUUCCUGAAGCUGGAGAAGACAGAGAUGGGAGGAGUGCGAGGAAACAUCCUCGGGAGCCAGGUGUUCCAGAUCUACGAGGAGGUCUCUGAACUCAUCAAGACUUUUUCUGAAUGCAGCUACGAUGCCCUAGACCCUGCAGAAGAGCAACUGAACAAAGACUUUGCCGAGUUCCAGAAGAAGAUAGAGGACAUGGACAGGCGCCUGGCCGCCCUCCUCUGCCAAGGCUUUGAUGACUGCAACUCGAUGGCGUCCGCCAUGAAGGUGCGUGUGUGUCCCAGCGCAUCGGUCCUGUUCCCGGGCACGGAGCCGGCAGCCCAGCACGCUGCACCGCACCCGGGGGUGACCAUGGGGGCGUCACCGCGCCGCCCCGGUGACACUCGGGGGCACAGGAGCCAGCGCCUCUGUCCCUGGCAGCUGGUGCACAUGUUUGCCUUCCUCCUGGAGCGGCCCCUGAUCAAGGCUGAGGUUUCCCCGUACUACUCGGUGCUGCUGGGGCUGUUCAAAGCGGAGCUGGAGAACGUGAAGGUUCUGUUCGACACCCAGACCGCUUCCUCCGGGGGGGGCCCGGCCCUCCACAGCAACAUGCCGCCAGUGGCCGGGCGGCUGAAGUGGGCGAAGGAGCUGCAGCAGCGGCUGGAGGAGACGCACGGGGACUUGUUCGCCAUCGACCACCCCGUGAUGACCAGUACUGAAGCUCAGCUGGUGUCCAGGAAGUACGAGGAGAUGAUGGGGCUGCUGCAGGGUUACUGCGAAAAGGUGUAUGAGGAGUGGGCGAGCGGCGCUGGCCGGGACUGCCGCUUCACCCUGGAGCAGCCCCUGAUCUGCAGGGACCCCGAGUCUUCCCUGCUCAGUGUGAACUUCAGCAGAGAGCUCGUCGCUGUUCUGCGGGAGGUGAAGUACCUGAACUUCCAGCAGCAGAAGGACAUCCCGGACAGCGCCGAGAACCUCUUCGCUCAACAUGACACUUUCCAAAAGUUUGUGGACAGCCUGGAUCUUAUCGUUGGCUGGUACAACGAGGUGAGGCAGCGGCUGCUGCCGGUGGAGUUCCCGCUGCUGGGGGAAGAGCUGGCGGCAGUGGACGACCGGCUGGCCAGCGCCGAGCAAACCCUGUUCUGGCACCACGAAGGAGUCAUGGAGUACAUCCAGGAGACGAGGGGGGUCCUGGACGACCUGCAGACCAGGGUCCAGAAAGCCAAGCUAAACGUGGAACGCAUCACCCAGCUGAUGGAGGAAUGCUCAGACGAUCCCCUGUUCGAAAGGAAGGACAAAAAGGACACAGCGCUCUUGGACCUGGACGGGAAAGCAAACACCUUAGCCAAGCGCUAUGCUGCCAUUACCGAUGCGGGCGUAAAGAUCCAGGGGAUGGUGGAGGAGAACGCAGAGCUGUUUAAGGCUGACAAGUCAUCACAGAUCUGGCUGGACUACAUGGAAUACUUGGAUGGAAUCGUGCUGGAUGGAUUCUUCAGACUUGUCCACAGAACUCUGCAGUUCCUGCUCACCAACAUGGUCCCAGAUGAGGAGGUGGCCCCGUUGUUCGAGGUGCACUUGGAGCUGAGCAACAACACAGUGCAGUACCGGCCCUCGCUGGACACGGCAGACGACAACAGCUUCUUGAAGCUGAUGGAAAGCCUCCUCCGGGACACCUACAGCUCGGCGGCACGCGUGCCCCGGCUGCUGGAGGGGCAGCUGAACUACGAGACCAUGCUGGAGGAGCAUGCGGAGCUCAGCCAGAUGCAGGAGCAGGUGCUGUCGCUGGCGGUCAGCGCCAUGAGGGAAGGCAUCGAGUACAGCACCAGCUUCGAGGAGCAGAACUACCUGUGGCGGGAGGACCCGGCCGAGUUCCUGCAGCGCUUCCUCGCCCUGGGCAGCGGCCCCGGCCCCGAGGAGCCGCAGCUGGAGGAGCCCCCGGCCGGCGGGACCCCGACCCUCCAGAUGUUUCAGCAGGAGAUCGAUGCGUACGAGGAGCUGUGCCAGGAGGUGUCGGAGUUCUCAAACACCGAGCUGUUCAGGGGGUGGCUGCGGUGCAACUGCCGCCCGUUCAAGCAGGCGCUGCUGACCGCCAUCCGUCGCCGGGGCCAGGUGCUCCGGCAGCACCUCUCCAACCACGUCACCACCAGUCUCCAAGAGCUGGAGGACUUCAUCCGAGAGGCAAACGUCGGUUUGAGUAAACCUCUGCAGGAGGGAGACUACGACGGGCUGGUGGAGGUGAUGGGACACCUGAUGAGGGUGAAGGACAGGCAGGUGGUGACCGACGACAUGUUUGGGCCCCUGAAGGAAACAAUUGCCCUGCUCAGCACUUACGGAGACGAGAUGCCGGAGGAGGUCCACCUGCAGCUCCAGGAGCUGCCUGAGCGCUGGGAUGGCACCAAGAAACUCGCCCUGCGCGCCAAGCAGAACGCGGCUCCCCUGCAAGCCAGCGAGGUCAACGUCAUCCACAAGAAGUGCCAGCAGUUUGAGGUCCGGCAGCUCGCCUUCCGGGAGGUGUUCCAGGAAAACGCCCCGUUUCUGUACGCUGCGCCAGAGCCCUACAGGUCCUUGAAAAGGCAACAGAAGAACAUCGCCGCCAUGGAGAGCGACCUGGCAGCGCUGUGCCAGUCGGCCAAGCUCUUCGAAGUGUUGGUCCCAAAAUACAAGCAGCUCAAAGUGUGCCGCAGGGAGCUGUGUCUGCUGAAGCAGCUCUGGGACAUGAUUGUCCUGGUUAACACGAGUAUCGAUGACUGGAAGACCACCAGGUGGAAGGAGAUCAAUGUCGAGCAGAUGGAUAUUGACUGUAAGAAAUUUGCUAAAGACAUUCGGAGCCUGGAUAAGGAGAUGAGAAGCUGGGAUGCGUACACGGGGCUGGACAACAGUGUGAAGAACAUGAUAACGUCCCUGCGCGCCGUGAACGAGCUGCAGAACCCGGCCAUCAGGGACCGGCACUGGCAGGAGCUCAUGAAGGCAACCAAGGUGAACUUCACCAUGUCCGAGGACACAACCCUCGCGGAACUGCUGCAGCUGAACCUGCACAAGUUUGAGGAUGAAGUUUCUGGCAUCGUGGACAAAGCCAUAAAAGAGUCAGGAAUGGAGAAGGUGCUCAACAGCCUGGACACCACGUGGGCAGCGAUGGAGUUCGAGCACGAGACCCACGCCAGGACCGGCAUCGUGCUGCUCAAGUCAAACGAGGAGAUGAUCGAGACGCUGGAGGACCACCAGACGCAGCUGCAGAACAUGAUGACCUCCAAGUACCUGGCCUUCUUCCUUCAGGAGGUGUCGAGCUGGCAGCAGAAGCUGUCGACCACUGACUCCGUUAUCAACAUCUGGUUUGAGUUGCAGAGGACGUGGAGUCACCUGGAAAGCAUCUUCGUUGGCUCUGAGGACAUCCGCAGCCAGCUGCCCGAGGAGUCGAAGCUUUUUGAUACCAUUGAUGAGGAAUUCAAAGUAAUAAUGGCCGAUGCGGUAAAAACUCCCAAAGUGAUCGAAGCCACAAACAAGCCCGGUCUCUACGACAAGCUGGAGGAGCUGCAGAAAAGGCUGGCGGUCUGUGAGAAGGCUUUGGCUGAAUACCUGGAGACCAAGAGGCUGGCUUUCCCCAGAUUCUACUUUGUUUCCUCUGCAGACCUGCUUGACAUUUUAUCUAACGGGACUGAGCCAGUAGAGGUGUCCCGGCAUCUGUCGAAGCUGUUCGACAGUCUGGCUAAACUGAAGUUCAAGACAGGUGCGGACAAAAAGCCGCUGAAGGUCGCCCUGGGGAUGUUCAGCGGUGACGAGGAGUACGUGCCCUUCGACGCGGACUGUGACCUGUCUGGCCAGGUGGAGGUCUGGCUGAACCGCGUCCUGGGCAGCAUGCGCGCCACGCUGCGCAGCCUCAUCCCCGAGGCCCUGGCCACCUACGAGGAGAAGGCGCGGGAGCAGUGGGUGUUUGACUACCCGGCACAGGUUGCCCUGACGUGCACCCAGAUCUGGUGGACCACCGAGGUCGGCAUGGCCUUCUCAAAGCUGGAGGAAGGCUACGAGAACGCCAUAAAGGACUACAACAAAAAGCAGAUCACCCAGCUAAACACGCUGAUUUCACUGCUCAUUGGCAACCUGAGUGCUGGCGACAGGAUGAAGAUCAUGACGAUCUGUACCAUCGACGUCCACGCCAGGGAUGUUGUGGCCAAAAUGAUCCUCACGAAGGUGGAGAGUGCCCAGGCCUUCACCUGGCAGUCCCAGCUGCGGCACCGCUGGGACGACGGCAAGAAGCACUGCUACGCCAACAUCUGCGAUGCACAGCUGCAGUACUCGUACGAGUACCUGGGGAACACGCCCCGGCUGGUCAUCACCCCCCUGACCGAUCGAUGCUACAUCACCCUGACGCAGUCCCUGCACCUCUACAUGGGAGGGGCCCCCGCCGGCCCUGCGGGCACCGGGAAAACGGAGACCACCAAGGACCUGGGCCGCGCCAUAGGGACCAUGGUCUAUGUCUUCAACUGCUCCGAGCAGAUGGACUACAAGUCCUGUGGCAACAUCUACAAGGGGCUGGCUCAGACCGGAGCCUGGGGCUGCUUCGACGAGUUCAACCGCAUCGCGGUGGAGGUUCUGUCCGUGAUCGCCGUGCAGGUGAAGUGCAUACAAGAUGCAAUUCGCGCCAAGAAGAAAACGUUUGAUUUCCUCGGAGAGAAAAUCACCCUGGUCCCGUCGGUCGGGCUGUUCAUCACCAUGAACCCCGGCUACGCCGGCCGGACAGAACUGCCUGAGAAUUUAAAAGCUCUGUUCAGACCCUGCGCCAUGGUCGUGCCCGACUUUGAGCUGAUCUGUGAAAUCAUGCUUGUCGCGGAGGGAUUUAUGGAUGCUAAACUUCUAGCAAGAAAGUUCAUUACUCUGUAUACACUCUGCAAAGAGCUGCUAUCUAAACAGGACCACUACGACUGGGGUCUGCGAGCUAUCAAGUCCGUGCUGGUGGUAGCCGGCUCCUUGAAGAGGGGGGACCCUGGCCGUGCUGAGGAUCAAGUCCUGAUGAGAGCUUUACGAGACUUCAACAUCCCCAAGAUCGUAACAGACGACUUGCCCGUUUUCAUGGGGCUGAUUGGAGACCUGUUCCCAGCCCUGGACGUCCCCAGGAAGAGGGAUCUCAACUUCGAGAAGAUCAUCAAGCAGGCUGUUGUGGAGCUGAAGCUGCAGGCGGAGGAGAGCUUCGUGCUGAAGGUGGUGCAGCUGGAGGAGCUGCUGCAAGUCAGACACUCCGUCUUUGUCAUUGGCAACACCGGCUGCGGCAAGUCCCAGGUGCUGAAGUCGCUCAACAGGACGUACCAGAUGAUGAAGCGGAGGCCGGUCACUGUGGACCUCGACCCAAAGGCCGUGACCUGCGAUGAGCUGUUCGGGGUUAUUCAUCCAGCCACGCGGGAGUGGAAGGACGGCCUGUUUUCUACAGCCAUGCGUGACCUGGCCAACAUCACACAUAAGGGGCCCAAGUGGAUCAUCCUUGAUGGAGACAUUGACCCCAUGUGGAUCGAGUCCCUGAACACGGUCAUGGAUGACAACAAGAUCCUCACCUUGGCCAGCAACGAGCGCAUUCCCCUCAACCCCACCAUGCGGCUCCUCUUUGAGAUCAGCCACCUGCGGACCGCCACGCCGGCCACCGUGUCCCGCGCGGGAAUCCUCUACAUCAACCCCGCCGACCUGGGCUGGAACCCCAUCGUGACCAGCUGGGUCGACACGAGGGCGGCGCAGUCCGAGAGGGCCAGUCUGACGCUCCUGUUUGACAAGUACCUGCCGGUGUGCCUGGAGAAGGUCAAGAAGGGAUUUAAGACGAUCACCCCGGUCCCCGAGGUGACGGUGAUCCACACGGUGCUGCACCUGCUGGAGUGUCUCCUGACGCCCCAGACCGUCCCGCCGGACUCGCCCCGGGACCUCUAUGAGCUCUAUUUUGUGUUCGCCUGCACCUGGGCCUUCGGCGGGGCCAUGUUCCAGGACCAGCUCACGGAUUACCGCCUGGAGUUCAGCAAGUGGUGGGUGAGCGAGUUUAAAACUGUCAAGUAUCCUGCCCAGGGGACAAUCUUUGACUAUUACAUUGACCCGAAAACAAGGAAAUUCAUGCCCUGGACUGAGAAAGUGCCAAAAUUCGAACUCGAUCCUGAAGUCCCUUUACAGGCCUCCAUGGUGCACACGGCAGAGACCACCCGCGUGCGCUACUUCAUGGACCUGCUGAUGGAGCAGCGGCGGCCGGUGAUGCUGGUGGGGAACGCGGGGACGGGAAAGUCGGUCAUGAUGCGGGACAAGCUGGCAGCGCUCAGCACAGACGAGUACUUCGUGCAGUUCGUGCCCUUUAACUUCUACACCACCUCGGCCAUGCUGCAGGCCGUCCUGGAGAAGCCCCUGGAGAAGAAAUCGGGGCGGAACUACGGCCCGCCUGGCGCCCGGAGGCUCAUCUACUUUGUCGACGACAUGAACAUGCCGGAGGUGGACAAGUACGGCACCGUGGCACCGCACACACUCAUCCGGCAGCACAUGGACCAUGGGCACUGGUACGACAGGACCAAACUGACCCUGAAGGACAUUCACAACUGCCAGUACGUGGCCUGCAUGAACCCAACCGCAGGGUCCUUCACCAUCGACCCCAGGCUACAGCGCCAUUUCUGCGUCUUCGCCGUGAGCUUCCCCGGGCAGGAGGCUCUGCUGACGGUGUACAGCACCAUCCUCGCCCAGCACCUGCAGCUGCAGAAGAUGCCGCCAGCUGUGCAGAAGCUGCAGCCGCAGCUGGUAGCAGCAGCACUGGCUCUGCACCAGAAGGUCGCAUCCAUCUUCUUGCCAACAGCCAUCAAGUUCCACUACAUCUUCAACCUCCGCGACCUCUCCAACAUCUUCCAGGGCCUGCUGUUCUCCACCCCCGAGUGCCUGAAAGCUCCCGUGGACUUGGUGCGCCUCUGGCUCCACGAAGCCGAGAGGGUGUACGGGGACAAGCUCGUCGAUGAAAAGGAUCAAACCAUCUUUGGGAGGACACUGGUGGACACCUGCCAGAAGUUCUUUGGUGAACUCGGUGAAGAGCUGGUGUUCGCCAAGCCCAACAUCUACUUCCACUUCGCCCAGGGCCUGGGCGAUCCCAAGUACCUGCCGGUGCCGAGCUGGCCGGCGCUGAACAAGCUGCUGGGGGAGGCCCUGGAUGGCUACAACGAGGUGAACGCGGCCAUGAGCCUGGUGCUCUUUGAAGACGCGGUGUCUCAUAUUUGCAGAAUUAGUCGAAUCUUAGAGUCCCCCCAGGGCAACGCGCUGCUGGUGGGGGUGGGAGGCAGCGGGAAGCAGAGCCUGGCGCGGCUGGCAGCGUUCAUCAGCAACCUGAACGUGUUCCAGAUUACGCUGAGGAAAGGCUACAGCAUCCCAGACCUGAAGCUGGACCUCGCCGCCCAGUACGUCAAGGCGGCCGUGAAGAACCUCCCCACUGUGUUCCUGAUGACGGACUCCCAGGUUGCUGAAGAAUCGUUCCUGGUCCUCAUCAACGAUUUCCUGGCGUCUGGGGAGGUGCCAGGGCUCUUUCAGGAUGAUGAGGUGGAAGAAAUUAUCAGUGCCAUGAGGACCACAGUGAAGUUACUUGGAUUGCCAGAUACAAGGGAAAACUGCUGGAAACUAUUUAUAGACAAAGUCAGGCGUCAGUUAAAGGUCAUCCUCUGCUUCUCCCCCGUGGGCUCCACGCUGCGGGUGCGGGCGCGGCGGUUCCCUGCCGUGGUCAACUGCACGGCCAUCGACUGGUUCCACGAGUGGCCGGAGGACGCACUGGUGUCCGUCAGCAGCCGCUUCCUGGAGGAAACGGGGGACAUCGAGCCCGAGGUCAAGGUCUCCAUCAGCCGGUUCAUGGCCCACGUCCACACCAGCGUGAAGGAGAUGUCGAAGAGGUACCUGUCCACAGAGAGACGCUACAACUACACCACACCUAAGACCUUCCUGGAGCAGAUAAAGCUCUACCAAAACCUGCUGUCGAAAAAACGCAGCGAGCUCACUGCCAAGAUCGAGAGGCUGGAGAAGGGGCUGAUGAAGCUGCAGAGCACAACGUCGCAGGUGGAUGACCUGAAGGCCAAGCUGGCAAUCCAGGAGAUAGAGCUGAAGCAGAAGAACGAGGAUGCAGAUAAACUGAUCCAUGUGGUGGGCGUCGAGACGCAGAAGGUCAGCAAGGAGAAAGCCAUCGCUGACGAGGAGGAGCUGAAGGUCCAGGCCAUCAACACGGUGGUGACCGAGAAGCAGCGAGCGUGCGAGACCGACCUGGCCAAGGCGGAGCCGGCGCUGGUGGCUGCCCAGGAGGCCCUCGACACCCUCAACAAGAACAACCUGACGGAGCUGAAGUCCUUUGGGUCCCCGCCCCAAGCCGUGGUGAACGUGACGGCGGCUGUGAUGGUGCUGACGGCUCCCAACGGCAAGAUACCGAAGGACAAGAGCUGGAAGGCAGCAAAAGUUAUGAUGGGAAAAGUAGACGCUUUCCUUGAUGCCUUAAAGAAGUUUGACAAGGAGCACAUCCCCGAGCCCUGUCUGAAGGCGUUUCAGCCCUACCAGGCCGACCCCAGUUUCGAUCCAGAGUUCAUCAUGUCCAAGUCGACGGCCGCCGCGGGCCUGUGCUCCUGGUGCCUGAACAUCGUCCGGUUCUACGAGGUGUACUGCGAGGUGGAGCCCAAGCGGCUGGCGCUGGCCGAGGCCAACGCCGAGCUGGCCGAGGCACAAGAGAAACUCGCUCGCAUUAAAAAGAAAAUUGCGGACCUAAAUGCCAACCUGGCGGCACUCACGGCGGAUUUUCAGAAAGCUACGGCUGAAAAACUCAAAUGUCAGCAGGAGGCUGAUGCGACCAACAGAGUCAUCACGCUGGCAAACAGGCUCAUCGGGGGGCUGGCAUCUGAAAACGUCCGCUGGGCCGAGUCGGUGGAGAUGCUCAGGCAGCAGGAGAACACGGUGUGCGGGGACGUGCUGCUGGUCUCCGCCUUCGUGUCCUAUGUUGGCUACUUCACCAAGAAGUACCGGACGGAGCUGCUGGAGAAGGACUGGGUCCCCUUCCUCGGGGAGCUGGCGGUGCCCAUCCCCACCACGCCGGAGCUGGACCCCCUCACCCUCCUCACCGACGCUGCUGACGUGGCCACCUGGAGCAACCAGGGGCUGCCCAGCGACCGCACAUCCAUCGAGAACGCCACCAUCCUCUGCAACACCGAGCGGUGGCCCCUGGUCGUGGACGCCCAGCUCCAGGGCAUCAAGUGGAUCAAGAACAAAUACGGGGAGGACCUGCGGGCCAUCCGCCUGGGCCAGCGCAGCUACCUGGACGCCAUCGAGCGGGCGGUUGCCGAGGGACAGACGCUGCUGAUCGAGGAUGUGGGAGAGACGAUGGAGCCCGUGCUGGAUCACCUGCUGGGCAGGAACACCAUCAAGAAGGGCAGAUACAUUAAGAUAGGAGAUAAAGAAGUGGAGUAUCACCCACGCUUCCGCCUGAUUCUGCACACUAAGUAUUUCAACCCUCACUACAAGCCAGAGGUGCAGGCUCAGUGCACCCUGAUCAACUUCUUGGUGACGCGGGAGGGACUGGAGGACCAGCUCCUGGCGGCCGUGGUGGCCAAAGAGCGGCCGGACCUGGAGACCCUGAAGGCAAACCUCACCAAGAGCCAGAACGAGUUCAAGAUCAAGCUGAAGGAGCUGGAGGACUCCCUGCUGGCCCGGCUGUCUGCCGCCGGCGGGGAGUUCCUGGAGGACACGGCGCUGGUGGAGAACCUGGAAACAACGAAGCGCACGGCCAUAGAAAUCGAGGAAAAGGUGAAGGAAGCCAAAGUCACCGAAGUGCAAAUCAACGUCGCUAGAGAAAACUACAGGCCAGCGGCAGAGCGAGCGUCCCUGCUGUACUUCAUCCUGAGCGACCUCAACAAGAUCAACCCCAUCUACCAGUUCUCGCUCAAGGCGUUCAGCGCAGUGUUUGAGAAAGCCAUCCAGCACUCGGCCCCCAGCGACGACAUCCAGCAGAGGGUGAUCAACCUGACGGACGAGAUCACCUACUCGGUCUACACGUACACCGCACGGGGACUCUUCGAGGCAGACAAACUCAUCUUCCUGGCCCAGGUCACCUUCCAGGUCCUGACACUCAAGAAAGAAGUGAACCCGGUGGAGCUGGACUUCCUCCUGCGCUUCCCCUGCAAGGCUGGCGUCACGUCCCCCGUGGAUUUCCUGCAGCACCAGGGCUGGGGCGGCAUCAAGGUGCUCUCGGAAAUGGAAGAGUUCAGGAACUUGGACAACGACAUCGAGGGCUCAGCAAAGCGAUGGAAGAAGUUUGUGGAGUCCGAGGUGCCGGAGAAGGAGGUGUUCCCCAAGGAGUGGAAGAGCAAGACGGCCCUGCAGAAGCUGUGCAUGCUGCGCUGCAUGCGGCCCGACAGGAUGACCUACGCCAUCAGGGACUUUGUGGAAGAGAAGAUGGGCAGCAAGUACGUGGAAGGCAGGAGCGUUGAGCUGUUCAAGGCGUACAAGGAGAGCAGCCCCUCCACACCCCUGUUCUUCAUCCUCUCCCCUGGGGUUGACCCACUGAAAGACCUGGAGGUGCUGGGCAAAAAGCUGAACUUCACCAUUGAAAAUGGGAAGAUCCACAACGUGUCACUGGGGCAGGGCCAGGAAGUCGUGGCAGAACGAGCCCUGGAGACGGCGGCUCUACAAGGGCACUGGGUCAUCCUGCAGAACAUCCACCUGGUGGCGCGGUGGCUGGGGAGGCUGGAGAAGCUGGUGGAGCAGUACAGCGAGGGCAGCCAUGCGGAUUACCGCGUGUUCAUGAGCGCCGAGCCGGCCCCCACGCCCGAGGCGCACAUCAUCCCGCAGGGGCUGCUGGAAGAUGCCAUCAAAAUCACCAACGAGCCGCCCACGGGCAUGUUCGCCAACCUGCACAAAGCCCUCGACCUCUUCACCCAGGACACGCUGGAGAUGAGCACCAAGGAAAUGGAGUUCAAAUGCAUCCUGUUUGCGCUCUGUUACUUCCACGCGGUGGUGGCCGAGCGGCGCAAGUUCGGCACUCAGGGCUGGAACAGACCUUACCCCUUCAACAACGGCGACCUGACCAUUUCCAUCAACGUCCUCUACAACUACCUGGAGGCCAACCCCACGGUGCCAUGGGACGAUCUCCGGUACCUCUUUGGGGAGAUCAUGUACGGGGGACACAUCACCGACGACUGGGACCGGCGGCUGUGCCGGACAUACCUGAGCGAGUACGUGCAGCCGGAGAUGCUGGACGGGGAGGUUCACUUGGCUCCGGGGUUUCUGAUCCCUCCCAGCCUGGACUACAAGGUAAGGAAGAUUAACUGCAAUUUGGCGUGGGAAACCACUGCCCUGGGUAAAUGCGCACUGGCCAGAGCUCCCUCGCUAACCGAGGGGGAAUGUAGGGAGAAAAGUUUCAAUCUCAUGCAAACACACAGAAUCGCUGCAAAAAUAAUUCCUGUGGCCGGAGCGGUAAGGGAAAAACUUAGGCAAGAUGUGAGUCAAAACCGUGUUGGAUGCGCGAGGGCGGCCGGCGGUGAGGCGGCACCACCGCGAGCGCCGACGUUCACGUGUUUGUGUGCACACCUGCUGCCCCCACCGCAGGGUUACCACCAGUACAUCGACGAGAACCUGCCCCCCGAGAGCCCCUACCUGUACGGGCUGCACCCCAACGCCGAGAUCGGCUUCCUGACCCUCACCUCGGAGCAGCUCUUCCGCACCGUGCUGGAGAUGCAGCCCAAGGAGUCGGACGCUGCGGGCGGCUCGGGCGUCUCCCGCGAGGAAAAGGUGCAGGCGGUCCUGGAGGAGAUCCUUGAGAAGCUGCCGGAGCCGUUCAAUAUGAUGGAGAUCAUGGCGAAAGCGGAGGAGAAGACCCCGUUUGUUGUCGUCGCCUUCCAGGAAUGUGAGCGGAUGAACAUCCUGACCCAGGAGAUCCGGCGCUCGCUGAAGGAGCUGAACCUGGGGCUGAAGGGCGAGCUGACGAUCACGGCGGACAUGGAGGAGCUGGCGACCGCGCUGUUCUACGACAGCAUCCCCGAGUCCUGGACGCGCUACGCGUACCCCUCGCUGCUCAGCCUGGGCGCCUGGUACGCGGACCUGCUGCUGCGCAUCCGGGAACUGGACGUCUGGACGACGGACUUUGUGCUGCCGGCGACGGUGUGGCUGGCGGGGUUCUUCAACCCGCAGUCCUUCCUCACCGCCAUCAUGCAGUCCAUGGCCCGCAAGAACGAGUGGCCGCUGGACAAGAUGUGUCUGACUGUGGACGUGACCAAGAAAUACCGCGAGGAGAUAACAGCUCCCCCCCGAGAAGGCUCCUUUGUGCAUGGAUUGUUCAUGGAAGGCGCUCGCUGGGACGUCCCCUCCGGUGCCAUCGCAGACGCUCGGCUGAAGGAGCUGACGCCCGUGAUGCCCGUCAUCUUCAUCAGAGCCAUCCCCGUGGACCGCCUGGACACCAAGAACACCUACGAGUGUCCUGUCUACAAGACGCGGAUGCGAGGUCCCACCUACGUCUGGACCUUCAACCUGAAGACAAAAGAGAAAGCCGCUAAGUGGAUCCUGGCCGGGGUGGCUCUGCUCCUGCAGAGCUGAACCUGGACUACGGACAACCGCAAAAGCCUCAAAGCUGUGUAAGUUCAGACUAAGUUUGAUUAUACCAGUACUAUUUUAGCGAAGUAUCAAUAAAAGCAUUUCUGGAACUGCA
This is a messenger RNA of Columba livia (rock pigeon), 14703 nucleotides long. RefSeq names its product dynein axonemal heavy chain 17 (gene DNAH17). The transcript is spliced from 78 exons. Gene Ontology annotation, molecular function: dynein intermediate chain binding; dynein light intermediate chain binding; ATP binding. NCBI's taxonomy places the organism in Eukaryota, Metazoa, Chordata, Aves, Columbiformes, Columbidae. Bases 183 to 14591 code for a protein of 4802 amino acids. The record is from RefSeq and is a predicted model, not a curated record. Gene Ontology annotation, biological process: microtubule-based movement. Gene Ontology annotation, cellular component: dynein complex.